Rhipicephalus microplus (southern cattle tick) is the source of this 3596-nucleotide messenger RNA. RefSeq lists its product as uncharacterized. NCBI's taxonomy places the organism in Eukaryota, Metazoa, Arthropoda, Arachnida, Ixodida, Ixodidae. The record is from RefSeq and is a predicted model, not a curated record.
AGGCAUCCUCUCAAAUUACUAGCAAACGCCAGAAUUGCUAAUCUUAUAGGCGAAGUACAAAGACCCUUACCCCUACGUAGGCAGCGCCGCCAUAAAUGACCGGUGUUUCGCGCUUAUUCUGCAGGCACAGGAAAUCUAGGAGGCGUUGGCUCAGGUCCCUAGAUAAAAACAUCUUUUAACCUUGCCCUUGUUUUAUCUAGGGAGCUAUUAGAGCGUGAUGUGCGUCUAUUUGUUUACCUCUUGCCUAUCACCACCAUGUGGUGGACAGACGCGCCACUUUCAUAUUGUUGACUCGUCUGAGAAGUUUAGUUCGCCAUCACUGAAGCGCCAGGGUGGCUUUGACGCUGCCAGAGCAUUGAAGGACUCUGACGCUGCCGAGAUUCGUCCACUUCGCUGAAUAUACUCGCGAAGGUGUCAUCUGCUGAGGCGUCAGUGACGAGUGGAAAAGUGGUACCAAUGGUGCCAACGCGGAACGUCAAACGCACUCAAUGGACGGCACGCGAAAUGUGUGUGUUCACCGACAAGCAGCCAACAUUCGCAGGUUGUGGUGAAGGUGGAACGACCUUGUUGGGCAUCCAAUACCAGGUGUGCAGCCUGGGCUUUUCAAGCUACUUAAACCAUAUCGUAACUGAUCAGCAGCCUUUGCAAGUGCAUUCCCAGAAACCCUCCCCAAUAUGUCUUGGUCCCCUCUGUGGAGUAGAAAAGGACUCGCAUGAUUUUAAUAUUGACAAGCAAUGCAUUGCACUACCCUCUUCUUGGAAAUCAUUGACGAUUUUACACUUGUGUUGGAGCUUAAUACGUUAUGAACAUGAAAAACUGUGACGGUGGUAUGACUGUCAUUUGGACUGCUACUAAUGACCCAUUGUAAUGAAACAAGUGAAAUUGACUAUGCAGUUCCUGCACUGUUAUUCAAUUAAAAUUCUAAAGACUGUAAUAAUCUAUUUACAAUAUAUGUGUUGAAAGCUUUACUGUAAAGAAAUUAUGCCUUCCUUACAUGGCCUUGGUUCAGUUUAGGUAUUUAUUGAUGCACAUCAUGACACAUCUGUAUGUGCUAGGAGAAGAUGUUUGUUUUAUAAGGAACUGAAUUGCUUGCUGGUAAUACUUUGAUGAUGCACUGCAAUAUAUAGAUAGUAAUGUAAGCGUACAGCAGAAGUCUCGUGUUACUUUAUUGUGCCUUUUUCUCUAUAAAACUUUUGUGUAUAUCCGCAUAGUCUCAAGAAAAUCUUCCAAUUAUAUGGCCAAACAAACUUCAUUUUUGAACGAUUUAUUGUCUUUUUUUUUUUUCAGUGCACUAGUUAAGCAACAACCACUUCAGUGUGCCUUAAUGUGUCUUCGUUUUCUUCCAUAAUCGAACAUUAUUAUAUUGUUAUGGAGAUAAAGCGAAGGAAGUCAUAGGCAUUUCUUCCAUCAUCAAGCGUUGUUAUGUUACGGUAUAUUGUUACAAAGAUAAAGUGAAGGAAGGCGAAGGGCAGAAGGAGCUAACAGGCAAGUGAGUUAGUCACCUGUAGGCAAAGCACAGGCAACAGUCAAUAUUCAUGGAUCAAAAUGUAGUAAUUGUCUUAAUUCAGUGUAAUUAGUUAUACAUUGUCAUAAAGAGGAAUAGUAUCUACACGUGUGCGUGAUCGUGUGAGUGUCUGAAACUAAUAGCUCACUUUGUAUUCUAUGCCAAUAUUAUGCCUGCAUUCAAGCAGGAUGGAAACCUUAAUGAGAAAUGUAGUAACAGUGCUAGUAUUUAUGGAGAACCAUUUUUCUGUGCAAUCCUGUCAUGAGUAAGAGCGUGCGAGGCAUGUGCCGAGAGCUGGAACUCUGUGUCAGUACGCGAGACCCCAAUGGUGCAGAUACACACCACAUUCACGUAUAGGAUUGGUCAGAGAAAAGCUUGCGGCGCGCGAGCCACGCCGUGAUCAAAAAUCCCAGAGGAUGAGCUAGCACUGUGCUGUGGAGCUUCAAACUGCCAAGGUCAGCAAGGUCAGCGACGAAAGCAGUAGCCGCCCAGUUUUGAAGGGUAUCGGCGUAAGAGGUCCGGGAAGUGGCCAUUGACUUCGGAAGGUCUCGAGUGAGGCUGCCCGGACUCGCCGCAACCUUGCACUACAGUUCCUGGGGGACUACAGCUUUUCCACUUUGAUCUAGAACGAAUGUGGCCCACACCAGUCAAGGGAGCGCAUCAUCAAUGAUGCCAUGGACGAAUUUGAUUUAACCAAGCAGGCCGAAGAUGAUGAGUAAAACCGGGACACCAGCAAUGAGCGGCCGCGACGAUGGGUAGCGAGCAGGUGCAGAAAAAAGCUCAAAAAGACGCUGAACUGUGAAGAAGCACAGACUUAAGCAGGGUUUCUUCAAUUAGUAAAUGCUUUUGUGCAAAACAUCUGGACAGUGGAAUAUGUUACGAGUGACUUGAGAUGUCACCUUAGGCCGAGUUGAGCUUUUUAAAUAUAGUGAAGAUUUAGGGCAGGUAGUGGAUAUUGCACAGAUUUUUCGGAAUAUUGGGUGUUGAGUACUGUGUCUAAUUAGUCUUGCGGGUGCAGUCGUAUAGCCUUAGAUGAGGAACUUGUGGACAUGUGAACAGUCGAGUGUAGUGUUUGAUGCGUGUUGGUGAAAGUGUGUAAUAGCUUGGUGUUGUGCCAAGUGAAUAUCGAUAAAAAUGUGCAGCGAUGGAAGGUGAUGAUGCACCAGGCUGCGCCUGAUUGGCCAUAAAAGUGAUGACACUGACAGGAUAACAGAAGGCCAAAAUCACAGGAAAUAAGAACAAGAGCAGUUUUUUUUUUUUAGAAAACACUCUUGAAAAGGGAGCCAAUGUCAUGAGUAAGAGGGCGAAAGGCACGUGCCGAGUGCCAAAACGCGGCGUCGAUGCGCGAGAUCCCCAUGGUGCAGAUAAGCGCCACGGUCACGUCGAGGAUUGGUCAGAGAAAGGCUCGUGGCACGCAACCGGAGCCGUGAUAUAAAAUUCCUGAGGAUGAGCUGGCACUGUGCUGUGGAGCUUCGAACUGCAAAGUUCAGGAAGGUCAGUGUCGCUACAGCGACGAAAGCACUAGCCGCCCGGUUUUGAAGGGUGUCUGCUUAAGAGGCCCACGAAGUGGCCGUCGACCUUGGAGAUCUCGAGUGGGGUUGCCCGGAUUUGCCACAACCUUGCACCACAGUUCCUGGGGGACUUCAGCUCUUCUGCGUUGAGCGGGAACAAAUGUGGCCCACUGCAGUCACUGGAGCACAUCAUCAAUAAUGCCAUGGACGAAUGGGAUUUUAUAAAGUGGUCCGAAGUUAACGAGUAAGACCAAAACACCGGCAAUGAAGGCUAGUGAAUCGCCAAGUGGACGCGCACAGACGACGAUUAUGGCGAAGUGACACCGCUUUGUUGUAGUUCUGAGGAUGGCAUGUGAACAGUAAGAAUGUUCUACUAUUGCGGGACGGCAUGAUUGUGGCCACCAAGACACCAUUUUGGCUAGAGAAAGAUUAGGCUUAGGACUGAACUUGACUUAGAUUGAUAUUAGUUACGGUUUCGUUGUUUAGCCAGUUAUUAUGUGCAUGUCUUUGUUUUUCGUGGUAUUUGAGGGUUUUCUGAUGUUUUGCUGUUUUGCCCAGUAUUAAAAGGGUUUGCUCUGUUA